Gastrolobium bilobum is the source of this 2899-nucleotide messenger RNA. Its product is annotated as ABC transporter G family member 11-like. Gene Ontology annotation, cellular component: membrane. The coding region runs from base 459 to 2582 and encodes 707 amino acids. NCBI's taxonomy places the organism in Eukaryota, Viridiplantae, Streptophyta, Magnoliopsida, Fabales, Fabaceae. The transcript is spliced from 10 exons. Gene Ontology annotation, molecular function: ATP binding; ATP hydrolysis activity; ABC-type transporter activity. The record is from RefSeq and is a predicted model, not a curated record.
UAAAUUUCCUUCGAGAAUUGAGCUCCCCCAAACAAAUGAGUAGAAAGAUGUGUUCCUGUGGUCACCCCUUAUACCAUUGAUCAGAAACAUGAUCUCUUUGCUCCACUGGCUUCCUCUUUUUCAUGCCAAAUCUAAACCCUUGUACAGUUUUAUCUACAAAACUCUAGGCUCUUUUUGCAUGGUAUAUCUCUCUUAAACCCCCUUCACCCUUCAAUCAUCAUCUUACCUUCAGUCAAAACUCCUCAACACACUUCCCAAUCACACGUUUCCCAUUUUCGUUCACACUUUUCUUUCCUCCUCUUUUCUUUCUAUAACUUCCUCAUACUCUUCCUUUUUUUCUACCCCUUUAUAUGCUCUUUUUUCUCCAAAAUUCUAUACCAAGAAACCCUUUGGACCAUAUUGUAUUGAAGCCUAAAAGUUGAGAUAUUUUGAAGAGAGAGGGAGAUAGAUAGAAAGAGAUGAGAAACACUGAAGCAACUCAAGUGGCUAUGGAGAUAGAAGCAAGUAAACCUGCAGGGAAUGGAACAACUUUACCAGGGUUGAGUCCUCUGAGUGAGACCCUUUGGAGAGAGAAGACACACGCAGAGUUGAUUGGUGAUGUCUCAGCAAGGCUCACAUGGAAGGAUCUAACUGUGAUGGUUACUCUUAGCAAUGGAGAAACUCAAAAUGUUUUGGAGGGUCUAACUGGGUAUGCUGAACCUGGAACUUUCACAGCUCUAAUGGGUCCUUCAGGUUCAGGAAAAUCCACUCUUCUUGAUGCUCUUUCAAGUCGCCUUGCUGCAAAUGCCUUCCUCUCAGGCACUAUCCUCCUCAAUGGUCGCAAAGCCAAGCUCUCUUUUGGUACUGCUGCUUAUGUGACACAAGAUGACACCUUGAUUGGUACCUUAACAGUAAGAGAAACGAUAUCGUAUUCAGCUCGUCUACGUUUGCCAGAUAAGAUGUCAUGGUCAGAUAAGAGAGCUCUGGUUGAGAGUACAAUUGUAGAAAUGGGUCUUCAAGAUUGUGCUGACACAGUUAUUGGAAACUGGCACUUGCGUGGGAUCAGUGGUGGGGAGAAGAGAAGGGUUAGCAUUGCCUUGGAAAUCUUGAUGAGGCCUAGAUUACUUUUCCUUGAUGAACCAACCAGUGGUCUUGACAGUGCUUCGGCUUUCUUUGUGACUCAGACACUACGUGCCUUAGCAAGGGAUGGGAGAACAGUGAUUGCUUCUAUUCAUCAACCUAGCAGUGAAGUGUUUGAACUAUUUGACCAAUUGUACUUGCUUUCUGGAGGCAAAACUGUUUAUUUUGGCCAAGCUUCAGAAGCAUAUGAGUUCUUUGCACAAGCUGGCUUUCCAUGCCCUGCUUUGAGGAACCCCUCUGAUCAUUUCCUUAGGUGCAUCAAUUCUGACUUUGACAAAGUCAAGUCCACUCUUAAAGGGUCCAUGAAACUGAGGUUUGAGGGUAGUGAUGAUCCUCUAGACAAGAUCACUACUGCUGAAGCUAUCAGAACUCUUUUUGACUACUUCCGCACUUCUCAGCACUCUUAUGUUGCAAGACAAAAAGUGGAUGAGAUAUCCAAAGUUAAGGGAACAGUGCUUGAUGCAGGAGGAAGCCAGGCUAGUUUCUUCAUGCAGUCUUUCACCUUAACCAAGCGUUCAUUCAUCAACAUGUCAAGGGAUUUUGGCUACUAUUGGCUUAGACUUGUAAUCUACAUUGUAGUCACUAUCUGCAUUGGAACCAUUUACUUGAACGUGGGAACUGGCUACAACUCAAUUCUGGCUAGGGGUUCAUGUGCAUCUUUUGUCUUUGGUUUUGUCACCUUCAUGUCAAUUGGUGGAUUCCCUUCAUUUGUUGAAGACAUGAAGGUUUUCCAAAGGGAGAGGCUUAAUGGACACUAUGGUGUUACUGCAUUUGUCAUCAGCAACACAUUAUCUGCAACGCCAUUCCUGAUAUUGAUCACCUUUCUCUCUGGAACAAUUUGUUACUUCAUGGUUCGCCUACAUCCUGGCUUUUGGCAUUACUUUUUCUUUGUGUUGUGUCUUUAUGCCAGUGUCACAGUGGUUGAAAGCUUAAUGAUGGCAAUUGCUAGUAUUGUCCCUAACUUCCUCAUGGGAAUCAUAAUUGGAGCAGGGAUUCAGGGCAUAUUCAUGUUGGUCUCUGGCUACUUUAGGCUCCCACAUGAUAUACCAAAGCCAGUAUGGCGCUACCCAAUGUCAUAUAUCAGUUUCCACUUCUGGGCAUUACAGGGACAAUACCAGAAUGACUUGAAGGGCUUGAUAUUUGACAACCAGACACCAGAUCUUCCAAAGAUACCGGGUGAAUACAUUCUGGAGAAUGUGUUCCAGAUUGAUGUCACCAGAUCAAAGUGGAUUGAUUUAAGUGUAAUCUUGAGCAUGAUUGUCAUCUACCGCAUCAUUUUCUUCAUCAUGAUCAAAAUCAAUGAGGAUGUGACCCCAUGGGUUAGAGGGUAUUUAGCCAGGAGAAGAAUGCAGCAGAAGAGUGGAACCCAGAAUACAACCAUUGCACCUGAUGUUCUCACUCAGUCCCCAUCUCUGAGAACCUACGUUUCCACCCAAACAAAAAAUGGUACUUCCAAAAGUUGAAGGGUGGAGAAUGUUGGGCUUUCAAAGAACAGAAGUUAAAGUCCUCAAAAGUUUGAAUGAACAAUGAAGCUUUCAUUAUUAAGUAGGAUUAGCUAUAUAUAUAACUUCAAAUUCUUAUCAUUUGUAUACAUCCUUAGUCUUUUUAACAAUGUUGACAUCCUCUUAGCUUUCUCAGUUGAGAAGAGGGUGAAGAGCUAUAUGAAAUUCUGUGAGUGUUUAUUAUUAAGUCAUCAAAGUCUUAUGUUUGAAAAUUUUCUGACCCAAUCCGGCAAUCCGCAUUAUACAUUUCAUUGUCCUCCAAAAUAUUACUUUGGUUU